Brassica oleracea var. oleracea is the source of this 854-nucleotide messenger RNA. Its product is annotated as putative F-box/kelch-repeat protein At3g24610. The transcript has 2 exons. NCBI's taxonomy places the organism in Eukaryota, Viridiplantae, Streptophyta, Magnoliopsida, Brassicales, Brassicaceae. The coding region runs from base 321 to 722 and encodes 133 amino acids. The record is from RefSeq and is a predicted model, not a curated record.
UGUCAUGUUCCUGGAUUAUCGAUCCCCAUGCCCCCGCCUCAUUGUAGUCGUCCCUUAAUGUGCGAAAAGAUUGUGAUAAAGGAGGAGAAGGAGCUUGCUGCAAUGACUGGCACAGGAAAAUGUUUAUCCUACAUUCCAAGUGAAAGCAAAUGGAAAGAAAGGGGUUGGCAUGUGAUAGAGAAUGUAGUGUAUUGCAGUAAUAGUGAUGGGCUGGUAAUGUGGUGUGAGGGAGAGCCCCGAAACCGAGGUGGUUGCGUGGAGAGAGGUGAUGGGCUCGGAGGCUCUCAGGGAUACUCUCGCUGCUUCCAAGCUGGUCAGCUAUGCUGGACGGUUGUGGGAUUCCUGAGGCGAGGCGAUUCAAGAUUCGAGAACUCGAUCAAGUACUUCCCGGGCACAAACUGAGCAACUCUGGUCCCAACUUGUUGAUCUUCUGGGAUGUGCUUGCUCCUCAUAAGUUGGAGAUUUGGUGUGCCGAGAUCUCUUUGGAGAGACGCAAGGAGACUUGCGAUAUUAGAGGAAACAUUGUGUGGUCCCUAGUUGUCAUCACACUCGACCCUCCUCCACAUCACCAGCAUCACUGUGACCUCCCCGUUGUGAUAUAUCAUGUUCCAGUAGCAGAUGCUAUGUAUGACCUUAUCACAGCUGUCUCAGUGGUAUGUUCAUUUUACAACAGUUUCACCAAUCCCUCUGCACUAUCUCUGGAGUUUAUUUGCGUUAGAUGAAGAAAGUAACACAUACAUUGAAAUAAACAAGAGUGACAUGUGGUUGAGCUUGAACCUACUGUUAUCUCCUGCGAUUUUGAAAGCCUUGCAUAGGCAUGAUUGAUUGACCCGGUAACACUCAUUUUAUUGUUC